AUGGAAGUAUGGGAUGAGGAAGGAACUCCUCAUUUAGUUCAACUGUUAACUCACGACAUUUUGACUCGCGCAUUCAAGCCACCACAGAUACCAACAGAGGACCUCGACUUCAUGCGCAACCGUAAUAUCAAGAUAUUACGGAGAACUGAUAAAAAGGACAUCAAGCCCUUUGUUCUUUUAGGAUGCGAUUACCUAUGGAACUUCAUGGGAAGUGAUACUCAUCCAAUACCAUUGCCUUCAUGCCUACAUUUACUACCUACAAAAUUGGGAUACCUUAUUUCGGGAAAACGUCAAAAGGAGAAUCCAGCGGUAUUACAAGUUUCUCGAAACUCUGAAGAAUUCGAUGAAUGGGACUGCAAUUGGUCAAUGGAUGUCGCUCAAUUCCUCACAAUCUCCACAUCUGAGCAAGAAAUCAUCGGCGAUGAAAAAGAUCAGUGGGGAAAGUUCUGUUCUAUGGAUGCAGCUGGUACUGAAGAAUUUGCCAGCACCGAGAAAAGGCUCGUGCUAAGAUGGACAAGAUUGUUUGGGACCGAUUCAAUGAAACCAUCGAACGAAGGGUAG
This is a messenger RNA of Necator americanus (New World hookworm), 561 nucleotides long. RefSeq lists its product as uncharacterized. The coding region runs from base 1 to 561 and encodes 186 amino acids. Lineage: Eukaryota; Metazoa; Nematoda; Chromadorea; Rhabditida; Ancylostomatidae. The record is from RefSeq and is a predicted model, not a curated record. The transcript has a single exon.